UUGUAAAUGGUUACCAAGUAACUAUCACUGAGCCUCCCAAUCAUGUAAACUUAGGAGCUGAUGAGUUUAGCCAAAGAGAAGUAAAACAUAUUUCAAAGAUGGAAUGAAUGCUCAUUUAAAGACAUUAAGAAACUAUGAAAUCAAACAGGACCCAUCCACAGCAGAGACCUUUUGUUGACGAUUCCUUCGAAUCAGCAGAGGAGGAUUGCUGUGGAGAUUGUGAUGGUUGCCAGUGUUGUAGCAGAAGAGCUAUCUGUAUCUCCUCUGUUGUACUACUGGUUCUUGCCCUGGCAGUGGUGGGUGUCAUUCUCACUUUAAUCUUUGGCAUUCCAAAACGUCCUCCUGUGAAUCGUGCCUGCAGGACAGCAGACAACAGGACAGGGUUCUUGUGUGAUGACCGAGUGACUUGCAUCCCACCCUCUGAUCUGUGUGACGGGGCUGUGAACUGUCAGAGCGGCGCUGACGAGGACAAAGACAUGUGCAGGGAUCUACCUGACAGCCUUCCAGCAGGUCUAGUGUUUCGAUGUGGAAACCCUCAGUUUUGGAUCUUCAUUGACAAAAAAUGUAAUCACAUCAAUGACUGUGGAGACUGCUCAGAUGAGAUUGGAGUCUAUGCUGGAUGUCCACCUACCUGUAGGGUAGGAUGGUGGUUCUGUACCCCAGUGGAAUUCCAGUACUGCAAUUGCAUUCCUCGUAGUUUAUGCCAAAAUGGCCAGCAGAACUGCUUUGAUUGGUCUGAUGAGUACAUCUGUCCUAAACCCAGCUAGCCACUAUGCUCCUGGUUCAUUCAAGACAAAUUCAAGAUUCAUUUUCAUUGAAGAAUUUUAUUUCUAAAAGUGCAUGAAAUUACCCAAACAUUUGAUCAAACCCUAAGAACCUUGGGUUGGAAAUGCUAUUACACAAGUUUGUAUAAAAUAUGUGAGUAUGUAAGGCUGUCGGAUGUAUGCAUUAGUAGCUGUUUAACAGCUUCAAGUCCUCCUCAGAGAGUGCUGAAGGGGAGAAACGUUUUGCCGAGGGGCAGUAGGUGCCACUCUCCCCAAGCUCCGGUUUACGCUGCCUUUUGUUAGUCUUCUGCAACAAGGGCUUUGUGUGACUAUUUAUGUUUCCUGGAAGUUCAGCCCCAUGUGUGUGGGCGUGUGUUGCUUUAUGAAAAUGAAGCCUCUCCGUCGAUUCCUUGUCCUCCUUGUUCCACACCAAAGGUGAUGCAGUCAGUACUCCUUGGAUGAACUUUU
Molecule: messenger RNA, 1232 nt
Organism: Osmerus eperlanus (European smelt)
Lineage: Eukaryota; Metazoa; Chordata; Actinopteri; Osmeriformes; Osmeridae
Product: low-density lipoprotein receptor class A domain-containing protein 1-like
Exons: 6
Coding region: 135-767 (210 amino acids)
Molecular function (GO): protein binding
Source: RefSeq, a predicted model, not a curated record